Molecule: messenger RNA, 8805 nt
Organism: Gadus morhua (Atlantic cod)
Lineage: Eukaryota; Metazoa; Chordata; Actinopteri; Gadiformes; Gadidae
Product: nuclear receptor coactivator 3
Exons: 23
Coding region: 308-5119 (1603 amino acids)
Biological process (GO): positive regulation of transcription by RNA polymerase II; cellular response to hormone stimulus
Cellular component (GO): nucleus
Molecular function (GO): nuclear receptor binding; protein dimerization activity
Source: RefSeq, a predicted model, not a curated record
CCGGGAGGCGCUAGUAUCUAUCACAGGAGUCUUCUACCACAAUUCACUACUUUACCCAGCAACCCAAUCGCUCAACUGCAAGCUGGCUCCAACGCUUCGCGAGUGUUUCCCAUUUAAACAAACAGUACUGAAGAUGGCGGAGAGUUAAUGGUGUAAAGAAGAAAUUAUUUAUCUGGCAGAAACACGAGUCUACUUGACUCUCGCCCCGAUAGGACCACACCUCCGGAGGGGGGGGCGGGACCAGACUGUCCGUCUACUUGGCGCCGUCACAAGGUGGGCUCCAGACGGGUGCUGAUAUGUACACACGAUGAGCGGACCUGUGGGAGACAACUCCAUGGAGCCCAUGAGCUCGGAAAACCGAAAGCGCAAGUUGUCCACCUGCGACACGCCCGGCCUGGGGUGCGAGAGGAGGCGCCGGGAGCAGGAGAGCAAGUACAUCGAGGAGCUGGCGGAGCUGAUCUCGGCCAACCUCGGGGACAUCGACAGCUUCAACGUGAAGCCGGACAAAUGCGCCAUCCUCAAGGAGACGGUGCGACAGAUCCGCCACAUCAAGGAGCAGGGGAAAGCCUUGUCCGCCGACGACGACGUCCAGAAGUCGGACGUGUCCUCCACGGGUCAGGGGGUCAUCGAUAAGGACCACCUGGGACCCCUCCUGCUGCAGGCUCUGGACGGCUUCCUGUUCGUGGUGAACCGCGAGGGCACCAUCGUGUUCGUGUCGGACAACGUGACGCAGUACCUGCAGUACAAGCAGGAGGAGCUCAUCAACACCAGCGUCUACAACAUCCUGCACGAGGACGACCGCCAGGACUUCCACAAGAACCUGCCCAAGAGCAACGUCAAUGGAGUGUCGUGGGGAGGCGAGGCAACACGGCAGAAGAGUCACACCUUUACCUGUCGCAUGCUGGUCAAGUUUGGCCACGCCCACGGCCCCAUGGAGGAGGGGCCCGGUGGCCCGCGGUACGAGACCAUGCAGUGUUUCGCCCUCACGCAGCCCAAAGCCAUGUUAGAGGAAGGAGAAGACCUCCAGUCAUGUAUGAUCUGCGUUGCGCGGCGUGUGACCGCCGUGGAGAGGACGGAGAGCUUCAACACCAGACACGAGCUUUCAGGCAAGCUGAUCCAGAUCGACCAGAACUCCCUGCGGGCCUCCAUGCGGCCGGGCUGGGACGACCUGCUGCGGCGCUGCGUCCAGAUGUUCAUGCAGCACAGCGACGGGCAGCCCUGGUCGCACAAGCGCCACUACCAUGAGGCCUUCCUGCAGGGCCACGCCGAGACGCCGCUGUACCGCUUCUCCCUGUCGGACGGCACGCCCGUCACCGCCCAGACCAAGAGCAAGCUCUACCGCCACCCCAUGAGCAACGAGCCCCAGGGCUUCAUCUCCACCCACCUCCUCCAGAGGGAGCCCAACGGCUACCGCGCGGCCCAGGCCGGGGGCAUGAUGCCGGGGGCCAUGCGGCAGCAGGCCAUGGGGGGGCCCAACCCCAACACCCCCAUGAGCAUGAACCCCGGGGGCGGCGGGAUGGGCAUGGGCGGCAUGAACAGGGGCUACCCCAUGAGCGAGCAGGGCCACAUGGGCCACAUGGGGCCCAUGGGCGGGGGGGCCAUGGCUGGGGGUCCCAUGGCCGGGGGGCCCAUGGCCGGGGGGCAAAUGGGCGGGGGGCAGAUGGGCGGGGGGCAGAUGGGCGGGGGUCCCAUGUACGGAGGCAACAGCGGCGGAGGGGGGGGGAGCGGCGGCAUGGGCGGCCGCAUGAUGCAGAUGAACCAGAUGGGCCAGAUGAACCAGAUGGGCCACAUGAACCAGAUGAACGCCAUGGGCCCCAUGGGCCACCCGGGCCACCCGGGGCACCCGGGCCACCCGGGACACCAGGGGCACCCGGGCCAGGGCAUGCAGCAGCAGCAGCAGCUCCACCCCCAGCAGCCCCCCUUCCAGAGCAGCGGGGGGUACGGCCUGGCCGGCAUGACCAGCCCGACGGGGAGCCCGCGCAUGGCCGGGCCCCAGCCGGGGCUCCUGAUGUCCCCCCGCAACAGAGGGAGCCCCAAGAUGGGCGCCAGCCAGUUCUCCCCCGGAGGCAUGCACUCCCCUAUGAGCGGCCUUGGAGGUGGGGGUGGAGGUGGGGGAGGAGGAGGAGGAGGAGGAGGCGGCACCACCUUCUCCAGCAGCUCCCUCAACGCCCUGCAAGCCAUCAGCGAGGGGGUGGGGAGCUCCCUGCCCUCCACGCUCACCUCCCCCUCGCCCGCCCACAAGCCCGACAGCUCCCCCAGCGUGCACUCCUCGUCCUCGUCCUCGCUGCCCGGCCAGCCCCUGAAGCCGGGCCCCGACGGCUCCAAGAGCCCCGCGGCGGGGGGCCUGCCCGGGUCGGGCCCCACCGACCACCACGCGCCUCUGCACCACCCGCAGCAGCACCGCCACCCGCAGCCCCCGCUGCACCACCACCUGCCGCACCCCCAGCACGCGGCGGCCGAGGGCCCGGCGGCCGAGCGGCCCGAUGGGCCGGCGGCGGCGGCGCCAGGCGGGAAGGACCCCGGGGAGGGAGGCGGCGACCAGGCCCUCUCCGGCCCCGACCAGGUCCAGCGCAGGAUCCCGGACAGCAAGGGCCACAAGAAGCUGCUCCAGCUGCUGACCUCGCCCACCGAGGAGCUGGGGACGGGGGGCCCCGGCCCCACGGGGCCCAGCCUACCGCCGCCGCCGCCCAACGCCGCCCCCAACUCCGGCCCUGGAGGGGCAACGGCCGGCCCCGACCCUGUCGGAGGCAUGACCAGCCCCUCGUCCGCCGGCGUCUCCUCCUCGUCCUCGGCCAAUCCGGGGCCGGCGCCGGGCCCGGGGGGCGUGGCGGCGGCGCUGUCGGCGGCCCACUACACGGCCUCGCUGCAGGAGAAGCACAAGAUCCUCCACAAGCUGCUGCAGAACGGCAACACCCCCGACGACGUGGCCAAGAUCACCGCCGAGGCCACGGGGAAGGUCACCCUGGGGGGCCAAGAGGCCGUGGAGGCCGGGGCCGGCCAGGGGCCCCUGGCUGAGCCCAAGCAGGAGCAGCACAGCCCCAAGAAGGAGAAGACCCACGCCCUGCUGCACUACCUCCUCAACAAGGACGACUCCAAAGAGCCCGUGGACGUGAAGCCCAAGACGGAGGAGCUGGAGAUGAAGGGCCCGCCGGGGGCCGCCGGGGGGCCCGCACGGGGGGGGCCCGGGUCGGGCCCCGGCCCUGCGGCAGAACACCCUGAGGGCAAGAUUAAGUCGGAGCCACCCGAUGAGCUGGAGAACCUGGAGUCUAUCCUUGGGGGCUUGAGGGGCGCGGGCUCGGACUUCUACCCUGACCAGCCGGGGGGAGGCGGGGGAGGGCCCCCGGACGCAGGGAGCAAAGCCCAGGGAUGCCUGGACGACAGCCUGCAGGGGAGCCCGGGUCUGGCCCCAGGGGUCCGGGGCCCGUUCCACAGAGCCGUGUCCAUGGACGGGAAGCCCUCGGUGGGGCCCGGCGGGGGGGCCCGGCGCCCCAUGCUCAUCAAGCAGGAGAACAUGAUGGGCAGCCCGGACGGCUACCCUGGCAACAUGGGUGUGUGCCCCAGAGGCGUUGGAACAAGACCCGUGAACCGGGGCAUGGUCCCCCAGAGGUCCCCGAUGGGGGGGUCCGGCGAGUGGGGGAUGCCCCGCUCCAGCGCCAGCCCCGUGGGCUCCGCGGGACACCCCUCCAUGAUCCGCCCGCCCAUGGACUACAACAACGGCAAGCCCAUGAUGGGGGGGGCCAUGGUGGGCCGCUCCAACAGCGUGCCGGGCACCCGCUCCAUGCUGCAGCAGCAGCUCAUGGAUAUGGGGGGCUCUGGGGACAUGGGCAUGAGCCCCUUCCACCAGCAGCAGGGACAGCCCAACCAGUCCCCGUCCUGGCCGGACCCAGUGAUGGGCAUGGAGGGGGGCAGCAGGCGUCCCUUUGGCAACACGCUGGAUGACCUGCUGGUCCCGCCCACCACCAGCGAGGGCCAGAGCGACGAGAGGGCCCUGCUGGACCAGCUGGACUCCCUGCUCAACAACACGGACGGCAUCGCCCUGGAGGAGAUAGACCGGGCGCUGGGCAUCCCCGACCUGGUCAGCCAGGGCCAGGGAGCCGAGCACCUGGAGCCCUUCCCGGGACAGGACCCCUCCAUGGGCAUGGAGCACAAGUCCCUCUACGGCCAGGGCUACCCGGGCCCCCCCAGCAUGGCCAUGCAGCAGGCCUACGGGGGGAACCCCAUGCAGGGGCAGCCCCAGCAGGGGGGCUUCGGCCCCAUGCUGUCCCAGAUGGGCCAGGGGGGCAGCUUCCCGGGCAUGGGGGGCAUGGGGGGCAUGGGCCACCCCCGCGCCGGCAUGAUGCGACCCAGGAUGAUGAGCGCCAACAAGCCCAUGAGGCUCCAGCUGCAGCAGCGGCUCCAGGGCCAGCAGUUCUUGAGCCAGACGCGCCAGGGAAUGGCCAUGAAGAUGGAGAACCCUGGGGGCCCCAGCCUGGGCAUGAGACCCGCGAUGCAGCCGGGCAUGGGAGGACAGCCUGGCUUCCUGAACGCCCAGAUGAUGGCCCAACGCAGCCGGGAGAUGGUCACCAUGCAGAUGAAGAGGCAGAGGAUGAUGAUGCUCAUGCAGCAGCAGCAGCAGCAGGCCGCCGCCGCCGCCGGGGGCUUCAGUCCCCCGCCCAACGUCACAGCCCCCGGGGGCAUGGACGGCGGCAUGGGGGGCCCCGGCAUGGGAGGGCCAGGCAUGGGCCAGCCGGGCCCCCAGCAGUUUGGCUACGGGGGGAGCUACGGGAUGGGCCAGCAGGGGGAGCCCUCGUUCGGCCCCCCGGGGAGCAGCCCCCCCAACGCCAUGAUGUCAGGCCGCCUGGGGCCGCAGAAUCCCAUGAUGCAACAGCACCCGCAGGGCGGACCCAUGUACCAGGGGGCCGACAUGAAGGCCUGGGCCCAGGGGGGCAUGGCACGCAGCAGCUCCUAUGCUCAGCAGCAGUUUGCCCAGCAGGGGAGCCCGGCCCAGUACGGGGGCAUGAUGAUGAACGGGGGGGGCAUGCCGGCCGGCGGGGCCGGGGCCCACAUGGGUCAGAUGGGCAUGAACCCCAUGGUGAUGGGUCGCAUGGGCCCCAUGGGCCCUGAGCAGAAAUACUGCUGAGUUCGGUGACUCUGGGCUCGUCAGGGCUCCCUGUGACCCUCAUCCAGAGAGCUGUAGCGGCCGCAGCGCCCAGGCGUGGAGUACCAGGUCGGCGGGUGUUUUUCCGUCUGCUGUGCUGCACACCCACCACUAGGGGGAGUGCUCGUGCUCUUUUGGAGUAGGACACACAGUGAACGCAGACUCACAGCCUAGGGGACUACGACAACCACAGACACGAUCCCAUACCGAGAAUACAAUGCCUUCUUGUAAAUCUGAGACACUGUGACACACACACAUACCUACACACUGACAAACACACACACACACCCAAGCUCUUAUCGUGAUUGCCAGAUAUUGAUUGCUUAUUUAUAUAACUUUUCUCCAAAAAGUCGGUAGUUCCCUAUGACUGUAGUUCCCUUUCUAUUCUCGUCAUGAGUGGUUUGUGUUUCAUGUAGACACACAGGACAUUUUUUGGGACCAAACGGAUAAAGUCAACCAACUUUUAGGGGUGGGGGUUUGGGGGGUUAGAGGGGCGGACAUCGGAUGACAGACUGGAACACGGACAGCCAGGAAGACCUCCUCUCUCUUUGGGCCUGACGCCAGCACGACUCUACCACUCUACGUGGUCAACUGCAAACCUUUUGAACUUCUCUCUUUCUGUUUCAGAAUGUUUGGAAGCCAGUUCCUCAGUGCUGGUGCUAGACCAUCUCCAUGUAAAUAUGUCUUGUUGUGUACAUAUAUAUACAUAUUGUGUAUCCAUAUAUAUGUACAUAUAUAUGUAUAUGUAUACAUUACGUGUAUAUAUAUGUUUAUAAUAUAUAUAUAAACAUAUAUUAUAUGUAUGUAUAAUAUAUAUAUAUACAUAUAUAUGUAUGUAUCUAUGUAUAUGUAUGUAUGCAUAUAUAUGUAGAUAAAGUAUGGUUCAUGCGUGACUUUUAGUCAUGUUGUGACCCCAGAGGAAUGUCAUUAUACUGUAGCACACCUUUAAUCCUCCAGAAGUCGAUUGGCUAUGAGGUAUAACAGAGUAACCAGUGGGCUGGGAUUGCACUUUAAGGAAAGGCCAUUCUCUGAAUCGAUUGUGGCAUUAUUGUAUGGCCACGAGGCCUUGAUUGAUAAAUAAAAAAAGAUUAUUAUUUAAUACAACAGCAAAUUUAAAUAUGAUUGGUUUUCUCCUUGGAGAAUAGGGUCUAACCAAUGGUAUAUUUUAGAUUCAGAAGGGAAGUAGUAAGCACAGACGCCAACAUACGCUCUCGCGAUGUACUGGUUUAUUAUAGACACAGAAACAGAGUCCUAAUGGCGCGUUUCCACUGCAGGGUGCGGUACGGUUCGGUUCGCAAAGGUGCGGUACGGAUUGCGUUUCCACCGCUAAAAGUGGGCGUGGCCCGGACUGAGCCGUACUCGUUUUGCCCUCGUCUUCAGUACUCCUCCGUUGGGGUACUGAGACGCCUGAAAGGGUGCCGGAAAAUUCGAGCUACACACCCCCUCCGUUGAUUGGUCGACAGAAUCGUCACUUCCGGGCGACGUGGGGAUAAAAACAAGCAAACAGUAGCCUCGAGGUAUUAUUCUUUACAAUUAACAUGUGGCUUAAAACGAUUGCUUGGGCAAACAAGGAGUUGGAGACGUUCCUCUGCAUUCUUGGGGAGGAAAAAGUUGUUUACGAUUGUUUACGUAGCUGCCGCGGCGAUCGACAUCCGGCCUACCAUAAAGGGUACUGUCGGCGGUGGAAACGUGACCUCGGAACUGAGCUGGGCUAUACCGCCCCCUCCCUACCGGACUGAGGCGAACCGAACCGUACCGCACCCUGCAGUGGAAACGCGGCAUAACUCUUGACGUCUUGAGAAAUAGCAUUCAAAUCAACAGACCUUCAAUUCCUGUUAAAUUUGAAUGACUUCAAGAUGUAAUGAUUUGAUUACAUAUCUAAUAUAUAUAACAAAGAAUACAAGAGAUUUCUAAUUUGAAAAAGGAUGCUUUAUAUAACUCCUAAAAGUUUGAAUUUAAUGUGUAUAUGCAGAUUUCCAGCAAUAACCCAUUCUCUGUCGGUAAAAGGGUAUUGGACAAUUACCCAAUGUGAUGGUACUGCAGUAUUACAUACAGUGUCCUGGUUAUAAAUCUUCAUUUGUCUGUGAAUACCAAUUGUAAAUAAGCUUCAAAUGUAUUAUAUAUAUAAAUAUAUAUAUAGAAAAAAGUAUAUAUAUGCUUUUGUAGGUCACAUACUGUUUGCACAGAUUGUAUGGCUUAAUAUUUAAAGUUGAAUUUUCUUAUUUAUUCCUACCUAGGUCAAUACAGCUUUGAUUUUGAGAAGGUUUUAACCCCUUAGCAAAAAUGGAGCUAGUUCUUUUUACCUACACGCCUAAAUUACUUUCCUUCGAGUUAAUACUGCCACUUUCAUUUUUCAAGGAAGCACUUUUUUGUUUGUGAUUUUCAAGUCGUCUAUAUAUUUUAUUUCUCCAAGGGCAUAUACGUAGCUUUAGAGGUGCUAGUGAGUAACUAUGUACAUUUUGUUUUUAUAUAUAAAUCAAUUUCUUUAUGACAAAAAAAGAAAAACAGACAAAAAAGAAAAGAAAAAACCGAGACGAAACCACAAAAGAUGCCUAUAUGUAAACAGUUGACACGCGAUUGUGUUAGGUCCCUGGGGGGCCCUGGUGUCUUACCGGUACGUGGAUGGAUCUUUUCCACACCUUUUGGGGUCUUUUUCCCCUCGUUCUUCAGCGGGGGACUUGAGUUUCAUUCCUGAAGUUUGUGUUUGGUGUUUUUUGCCUGAACAUCCCCAGCGGUGACCUUGUCACACUGAACCACAUCCCGCCACCAUCAUUCUGGGUCCCCAGGGGCGGUUCGGUGAAUCGGACACCUGAUCAUGGUUAUCAGCCCCGCUGGAGAGCGUCUCAUUGCUGUUGGCUUGUUCUGAUUGGUUUACUGCGGGAACGCAACAGUUGGAUGGGGACGUUCUUAUUGUGUCCUGUGACGUCCUGCGAUGGUUCUCAUUGAUCAUGUCAUGGUUGGGUUUGCCUUUACUGUUGUAUUUUUAUUUUUAUUUUCAGAAACUCAUAUGACGAAAUGGACAUUUUGAAACCUACUCGAUCCAAAGAUUUGUUUGGUUUUGUUUUUCUUCCUUUUGUUCCCGUCUGCAGUGCUUAGAGAGCGGUCCGAUGUGUGCAGGGAUUGCUUUCCAAGCAUGCAAUUCCUGUAGGUUAGGAGUCACUGUUCGUUCAUUCUUUUGAUUUUACAUAUUAUAAUCACAACCAUAGAACUGAUAGGAAACUCCCUUGAGGUUUUGUUUUAGUUGAGCUAGUGAUUUGUCUACUUUUACUUUGUCCUUCUCAUACCUUCUGGCCAGUUGAGUAGAGGUGCUGAAAAAUGGGUAUUUUAUAGAAUGUUUUCUGUUUCGUUUUUACAGACUUAUUUGGAAGGGGGUUUCCUGGUUGAUGUCAAAUAUGUCUUGCAUUGUUAUCCUGUUGUAGACUCUUUUUUUCCGAAGUCGCAACGAAAUAAUGACAAAAUAAUAACCUGCAAAUUCUCAAAAUUCCACUUUAAAGGAAUGAAAAAAAUAAGCUCUUCUCAUGCAUUGUUGGAGCAGAUGAGUGAUUAGAAGAUUACAAAUUGAGCGAAUAUACUGUGGUUAUUACAGGUUGUAAAUGACUUUAACAUUUUUCUUACCAUGUUUGUUGAUGUUAAUAUUGAUGUAAAUACAAAUUUAUAUUUAAACAUUA